Messenger RNA from Astyanax mexicanus (Mexican tetra), 1859 nucleotides. RefSeq names its product synaptogyrin 3a (gene syngr3a). Gene Ontology annotation, cellular component: neuromuscular junction; synaptic vesicle membrane. NCBI's taxonomy places the organism in Eukaryota, Metazoa, Chordata, Actinopteri, Characiformes, Acestrorhamphidae. The record is from RefSeq and is a predicted model, not a curated record. The transcript is spliced from 4 exons. Bases 143 to 832 code for a protein of 229 amino acids.
GUCUGGGAGUGCGGGAGCGCACAGGCAGGCAGGCCAUUGCCAGGCGGAGGGGUGUGUGUGUGUGUAGUAGCUGUAUGUGAGUGUGUGUGUACCUAUUGCGACCAACACACAGCCUUAAACGUGAAGAACGGUGUGAGGGAAAAUGGACGGAGUGGGGUCUUUCGGUGCUGGGAGAGCGGGCAGUGCUUUCGACCCCUUGGCUUUCAUCCAGCAGCCGCAGACCAUCCUCAGGAUAUUAUCAUGGAUUUUUUCCAUGGUGGUUUUCGGCUCCAUAAUAAACGAAGGCUAUGUCAACUUUGAUAGUGAGACGCUCUACUGCGUUUUCAACAAGAACUAUGAUGCCUGCAACUAUGGGAUCACCAUCGGGCUCGUAGCCUUUAUCGCCUGCAUCUUCUUCAUGAUCCUUGACAUGAAGUUCCAGCAGAUAAGCAGCGUUAAAGAUAGGAAGAAGGCGGUCAUGCUGGAGAUCGGCUUCUCAGGUUUCUGGACGUUCAUGUGGUUCGUCUGUUUCUGCUUCUUGGCGAACCAGUGGCAGCGCACCACAACAGACGAGCUGCCUCUGAACCAGGGAGCUGAUGCAGCAAGAGCUGCCAUAGCCUUCUCCUUCUUCUCCAUCUUCACCUGGGCUGGUCUGACUGUGAGAGCAGUGCAGAAGUAUCUGCUGGGAACCGACAUGACCCUCUUCACCACAGAGCACCUGGAUGGCACCCCCCAACCUACCCAGCCUUUCCCCACCGCCCCCGGCCCUGAGACCACUGACACCUACCAGAGUCCACCUUUCACUGAGAACCUGGACGCCAAUGCGCCAACCUACCAGGUCCCAAUUUACUAGAGAGGUGCCAACCAGGGUCCAUGUGCAAUGUAACCGACCUGUUAAACGAGUGUGAAUGGGGAGGGAGAGGCUCGGGCCUUUCUUCGAGCUGAAAUGGUGUGAUGAUGAUGAUGAUGAUGUUCAUAGGUAGUGCUGUGCUGUGACCUUCUGUACAAGAGUUUGUUGAUUGUGAUUUCACUUUUACUUGGGUCUAUAUGGGUAGUUAAACCUUAAAUCAUCAGGUCGAAUCAGAGAGAAGCAAAUAACAACACCCCCAUCCCCCUCAAUGUGUGGUAGGGUCUGAUCAUGGUCCUUCUAGGUCACCGAAACAAGGGAGAUUCAGAUUAGCCUUCAAGAGAUGAUUAUAAAAAGUAGUCAACAGAUAAACUGAGAAAAAAAACUGCCUAGUGAAACAAACUCAGUGCUGUUUAGAUAAAGAAAAAGGAACAUUAUGCAUGUAUGAUAUAGCCUAUUAUUAAGAAAGCAAUUAAUAAGUGCCAUGCAUCAAAUAACUUGAAAGAAACAAUAUUGUAGCUGUCCGUAAUGUGGGGACAAAAUAAGUGCAAUAUUUAAAAUAUUACAUCAACUACAACCUCAAAUCAAGUACAGUUAAGACAGUAUGGAGAAUGCAUAUAAAACAGAAAUAAGAGCAGUGUUUCUUACAUUUACUUUAAAGCAUCAGUCCUUAAGAUUUUUUUAUUUAAAAGCAGUAGUAUUUCUGAGUGGAUAUGGGACAUAAUGUUCUAAUACAUCAUCAACGAGCUUCUCUGAUCAUCCCCAUGAAGCCAAAUAUAUUAAUUCUAAAAUCAGAGCUACUUAUAUACAUUUUAAAAGUCAUUUUCUGCAUGCUCGGUGUAACUGCUCACCAGGGAGAUAUUUAAAUCCCUAAAAUGUAUGGACUGAUAUUGUGUAACUUCUAUUUAAUUUCAGACAGUAUAAACCUAAGAUACAGCUCCGGAAAUAAUUAAGGGACCACUUCAAAAUUAUCAGCUGUUCUUUACUAUUUACAGGUACAUAUUUGAGUAAAAUGAGCAUGGUAAAAAAAAAA